Molecule: messenger RNA, 928 nt
Organism: Dothidotthia symphoricarpi CBS 119687
Lineage: Eukaryota; Fungi; Ascomycota; Dothideomycetes; Pleosporales; Dothidotthiaceae
Exons: 2
Coding region: 88-690 (200 amino acids)
Biological process (GO): protein localization to Golgi apparatus; Golgi to plasma membrane protein transport; Golgi to endosome transport
Cellular component (GO): trans-Golgi network; Golgi membrane
Source: RefSeq, a predicted model, not a curated record
CAGGCAACAUCGAUACAUAACAGUUCGCACAUCUACCCAAUCUCCCGCAUGUCCCUAUCGUAGUGCAUCGCAUGCGUCUCGGUCUUGAUGCCACGCCGACGCCGCCCUCCUCGACCCGGUGCACUCGCGGAUCUCUCCCCGACGCGAAUCCUCUCCCAGAUUGUCCUCCUACAACUCGCCUACUAUGUAUGCGCCGCUGUCCUUAUCGUUUUUACGGCGCUGGUCGCGGGUAAAGAGAUAAGCGCAGACCUCAUCUUCAGCUGGCGCAGCUUGAGCGGCGAUACUACAGUAGGGUGGACGCUGGGGUUGGUGUGGGUAUUGAAUAGCCUCACUUGCGUCAUAUUCAUACUCCUUCUCAUCGCCCGUUCCAAACUCGUCCUUGACUUUGCCCUGACUGUGCACUUCAUCCAUCUGAUCGUCACGUCCUUGUACACGCAUGCGAUUCCCUCGAAUGUCUUCUGGUGGGCGCUUCAGAUGUGCAGUGCGACUAUAAUGACUUCUCUUGGCGUGUGGGCGUGUCAAUGGCGUGAGCUGAAACCUAUCAAUUUUGGGAGCAAGCCUGCAGCGAGACAACAGCAGGCUGCAGAUGACGGUGAAGGGGAGUCAAGGGGAAGAAGUCGGGGGAGAGGAAGAGAUGGAGCAGGGGAGUAUGAGAUGGUCGAUAUGAACGAGGGUGCCAACCGCGUCUGAUAGGAUGUGCAUUUUUGCAUUGCUUGGAGUUUGGGGUUGUUCUGGAUGGAACGAUGGCAAUAGCCGCUUCUGGAGGAGAGUACCUACGACCAUUGUAAUAUUAUACCCUUUGGGUCUUUGCACCCGAUGAUACGGUAAUCCGCUUUUUCUAGGCUAUUGGCCAAAUAUGUAUUUUCCUGGUUCCUUUGGCCGAUCGAACAAGGUCUGUAGUUGGAUAAUCAACAUAACUGAACACAGC